AUGGCGACUGCAGAGAUGAGUCUGCCUGAUAAAAAACCAGAGCACGAGUCGGGAUAUUACGAAGGCAGCGACCAGGAGGGCAGCAUGGAGUGCGGGUGCCCGUCGCCCGUCAGCUCCAGGAACUCGUCACACUCGACCAAACACAAACAUCGGCAUAGUCACAAGAAGAAGGUGCCUCCAAAGAAAUUUAAAUCCGACCAGCAAGUGAAUGGCCACAUGCAUAUAGACAAAAGUGUUGAAAUUGUUGAGUAUACAGUGAAUGUGAAGGAUAAGGCAGAUGAAUUACCCCCGGUAGCUGGGCCCAGCAAGCGGAGUAGCUCCGUUGAGCUCAUUGGAAGCACGGUCCCCCCUCCAGCCAGAGAUUCCAUCGACUGGAAUCUCGUUGAGGCCAGUAAGAUAAGGAAAAGAGGAAAAGUUAAUUUGAAUAGUGCAUCCAAAGUGGACAUAUCACAUUUCGACUUGCUCAAAGUCUUAGGCACUGGAGGGCAUCAUGGGUAUAUAGGAGUGAAGAUCCGCCGCGUGGGGUCGUUGAACCCCGAAAAACUGGCGCGUAGCGGUGCCCGGUCGUUACCCGUCCUUAGAGCGCCUCGAUUUUAUUAUCACCUGAUCAUGCCUCCUCGAAAGAAACUGACUCGUGAGGAACGUCUUGAAAAGAAGCGUCUGGCAGAACGAUUGAGAUACCAACGCAUAAAAAAUAAUCCCGAAAGGUAUUCUCAACAGAAGGAAAAGUAA
Danaus chrysippus (African queen) is the source of this 732-nucleotide messenger RNA. Lineage: Eukaryota; Metazoa; Arthropoda; Insecta; Lepidoptera; Nymphalidae. The record is from the annotation of a GenBank genome assembly.